AUGCACAGUCGUUAUGUGGUGGACCCGAAACAGCCUGGCCACUGCCCGUCAGUUCCGUCUGGCUUGGAGCAUGCCAAUGGCUCUGUGUCUCUCAGCGGCCUAGCUGCCAUUAUCAGGGUGUGGUCAGAGGCACGGCUAAAUCGAAAGUUAGUCUUAGCACAUGCAAUGGCAUCAGGUGAAUCUGAUGCAUUGAUUGAUCCUGAUGCAGCAGAGGAGAAGUUGCUGUCUAAUGAAGAGUUGCUGAAUAGAGCUGUUAAAGUCCAUCAUAGAAGGGCAAGAAGAGAUGUCGAAUCAGAAAUCAAGUAUCUUGAGAUGGCCAUCUUCUGCUCAGCUACCAUGAUAAGUAGAUAUGGAGGCAUCAAUUCAGCCUUUGUACGAGCAUUGGACAUUGUCAACCAAGCUGACCUGUAUUUCAAACCAAUGGAUGUUCGUCUCGUUACAACUUACAUUGAGCUCUGGGAUGGAGGCAAUGAACGCAUCACCAUCGCGGACAAUCUCCAUGUCACCUUAGAGAACUUUUAUCAGUAUGUAGAGGCAAAUGUCUCGGACACAGUGCGGUUUGAUGCUGCCCACUUGGUGCUGGGAACCAGUGUCAUAAGUUCUUUAUCUUACUAUGGCACUAGCAAGCAGAACUCUAUCUGUACUAGGAAAGCUGUUUCCUUGUCGCAGGAUUUCUCAGAUUCAUUGACACCUGCCAUUUUGGCUCAUGACGUCGGUCAUAAUUUGUAUAUCUACAAUGAUGACUUCUACACAAGAGGCUCCAAAGUCAACAACAAGCAAGAAUCUCUAGCUCAUUCUGUUGGGUUUGGAGAGUUGUUAGGGGGUCAUGUAGCCUUGGUCAUGGUCAAGGCAUUUGUCAUUCGUCACCAGCUGCUUGAAAUCAAAGUGAAGAGCAACCUCAGGAAUUGGGAUCCUAAACCUCCAACUGAGUUCUCUGAAUGCAGCAUUGAAGCAUUUGAGGAUCAUCUCAGAGCCGGAUUCUAUCCAUGUCUCUUCAAUGUACCCCAGCCAGAUGAGCUGGUGACCUUCAGAACUUGUGGUAAUGGAAUUGUGGAACCGUCAGAGACAUGUGACUGCGGAACGCCAGAGUUCCUGCCUGCUACAACAUUGUGUAGAGAGAGGAUAAAUGAAUGUGACAUCCCUGAGAUGUGUUCUGGCACCCUUGGCAGUGGGUAUUGCUACAAUGGACAUUGCCCAACAAGAGACAAUCAGUGUGAGGACAUUUGGGUAACAGGUGCUACAUCUGCUGAAGUGUGCCUGCCUCUUAAUAACUUAGCUGCUUUCCCGUUUGGUCAUUGUGGCUACACCAUUGGUGACCAGCUCUUGUAUUCGGACUGCUCAAGUGCAGAGGCACUUUGGGUUUUGGAUCUUAGCCAAGCUGAUGCUGUCAAUCCUUCAGAUGUGGUUGAUGGUACAAAGUGCGAUGAUGGAAUGGUUUGCAUGGGUUUCAAUUGUGUUUCUUUGGAGUCUAUUGGUCUACCACCCUGCCCGACCAACGUAGAGGGUGCUGUCUGUUCAGGCAACGGGGUAAGUGUCUUUUGA
Molecule: messenger RNA, 1542 nt
Organism: Acanthaster planci (crown-of-thorns starfish)
Lineage: Eukaryota; Metazoa; Echinodermata; Asteroidea; Valvatida; Acanthasteridae
Biological process (GO): proteolysis
Molecular function (GO): metalloendopeptidase activity
Source: RefSeq, a predicted model, not a curated record